This is a messenger RNA of Nymphalis io (European peacock), 1543 nucleotides long. RefSeq names its product zinc finger protein 845-like. The record is from RefSeq and is a predicted model, not a curated record. The transcript has 9 exons. Gene Ontology annotation, cellular component: nucleus. Gene Ontology annotation, molecular function: RNA polymerase II cis-regulatory region sequence-specific DNA binding; DNA-binding transcription factor activity; zinc ion binding. Bases 137 to 1495 code for a protein of 452 amino acids. Lineage: Eukaryota; Metazoa; Arthropoda; Insecta; Lepidoptera; Nymphalidae. Gene Ontology annotation, biological process: regulation of transcription by RNA polymerase II.
UGAUAAUCGUGCGAAAUAUGGAGAGAGAUAAAUAUAGACAUCGAUUCAAUUAAAAUAAUACAUUUUUUAGUUAAAUAAAUAUCAUCAUUGUAUUAAACCGUAAUUCAAUGUAACCCUAUUUUACGUUUCUAUUAAAAUGACUUAUUGUAGAAUAUGCUUAGGGAAAAAAAAAAUAUUGUAUCCUAUAAAUGAUAGUGACAAGGGUGUAAAUUGUGCUUCAAUCAUAUCAUCUAUCUCAAAUGUAAAGAUUGUGGAAAGGAGUAGUGAUAUGAUAUGCUUUUCAUGUCGCAAGAAACUUAAAGAAUUCUAUGAAUUUAAACUGUUGAUUGAAAGGUCUGAUUUAAAGCUUAACAAACUUAAAAAAGUAUUUAAAUUUAAUACUAUAGAUGAAGUUGAUUUUUUGAUUGAUUUAGAUAAAAAAGAAUUAAAUAGUGACAUUAAUGACAAUAUUAUUAAAAACGAUAUUGAUUAUGUCUACUAUAAUAAUACUUUAAUAAAAAGAUUAAAUAAUGAUAAAAGAAAUAUAUCCCUUCCAGUAGAAGACUUUCUGAAAUCUGUAAAAUAUGAAAAUAAUGAUAAUGAAUAUAUUGAAUUGUCUGAAAAUGAUAUAAGUUUCAAUUGUGAAGACUGUAAAAAUGCAAAGAAGAAAAAUAAAUUGAAAUUUAAAGAAAAUGGUAAAAACAGUAUUUGUAUCAAACCAGUCUUUCAAAAGGAUUUAAGAGUGAUAAAAACGAACAUCCCUAAAGAUAAUAAAAUAAGAAGUAAGAUCCAAGAACAAGCACAUACACCAAGAGAAGACAUUUGUCCAUACUGUGGGAAAAAGACCAGAGCUAUAAGGAGCCAUAUAUUACAACAUACAACUGAAAGAAAGUUUAGCUGUAACAAGUGUAACAGAAGUUUCUACACAAAACAAAAGUUAGAGACACAUAAGAAGACACAUUUCAUGGAACCAAAAUUUAAAUGUGAUCACUGCAUUGCCAGUUUUAAUUCUAAAGGAGCACUAGCAAGACAUAUGGUAGCUCAUAUGGAUGUCAGAGAAUUUACCUGUAAAAUUUGUGCGAAAACCUUCAAAUGGAAAAGUGGCCUGCACCGACAUAUGCUCAUACAUAAUUUUGCGAAACGAUUCAAGUGUGAAAUGUGCAAGAUGUCUUUCGCCACAAAGUACGCGUUCCAACACCAUUACCGCGUACACACUGGAGAACGACCUUACAAAUGCGAGCUUUGUUCGCAGCCUUAUAGUUACAAGCGUGACUUUAACAGGCACUGCUUAAAAAAACAUGGCGUUUUUGUCGACCGCAGACCAGUUAAUAUAAUGAACGAAGAGGUAUUAAAGCAAGAAAAAAUAUUGAUGAAAGAUCUUAUUUUACGAAUGCAUGGAAUAAAAACGGAUAGAGAACCAUUGGACUAUUUCCAAGGGCCGCAGGGUGCACUGGCGUUUGCAAAAGCCGUAAAAGUUAUGCAAAACAAAGAAUUACUUAUAGAUGUUCAUUUAUGAAAUAUGAUUUUUUGAUGUUAUUGUUAAUAAAUUAUAACAAAACUUUAA